CGUCAUCCAGUACUGUGGCACCUGCUUUUACAGUGCCCUUCUUGAAGCUUCUGAAGAUGCGAUGGAGUGUAAAACCUGUGAGCUGAGACAACGUCAGUACUAUUGCGCAAACUGUCUGAGAAACCAUCUACGCGAUUUCCGCCUUCAAAUUCAUCAUUUUUCCUCAGACAGAAAUGACCAUGUUGCUCGUGCAUCCCGGGCAUUCAAGUCUAUUGAAUCUGGUCGCCUCCUUCGUGCAGAGAUUGCACGAGUGGACCACAACCUCGACCAAUUAGCAGAUAGCCUUGCUAAAGUGAGAAGAGACUGCGAGAGCAAGCGCGACCGCCUCCGUACCCUCCGAGAGACCCUUGCUCAACGCAGACGCACACUUAACGCUGCACGCCUCCUUCCACCCCAAUCACAAACACUUACCAAGGAAUCUCAGGAGCUCUCUGUCCUGAGCCAAACUAUUGCUAGAGCGCGCUCAGGCCUCGUCCAGGAGCUAGUGGAGGUAUUUAAUGUCGUCGAAGUUGGUGGACGACCUGCAGUAGGCGGACGACCAGGCGCAAGGGGAGAAUGGACUGUUAGCGGACUGGUUCUUCCAGUACCGGGAGAUGUUAGACGAUACCCACCGGAUCACAUCAACGCCGUGAUAACACAUACCAUUCACUUUCUGGGACUUCUUACUUUCUACCUAGGCAUCAAACUCCCUUUUGAAGUUUCGUGGUCUUGCAAAAGAUUUGGUGUCGGUAUGCCUUGGAUCGGAGCAGGACGAGGGAGUGAAUCUUGGGCAAAAUGGACAGCCCAACACCCUUUGCACCUCACCUCAAUCCUUCCUCUACUCCAUCUUCUCCUCUCCUCCUCGCCAUCUCCUACACCACCCGCCUCACUAGCUGACUCAGAAGCUCCAGAACAAGCUCCAGCACACGGCCAAAACCAAUCGUUCACGACCGGCCUUGCAAUGCUUCUCUACAAUGUGUGUUAUCUUGCUCAUAGCCAAGGUGUCGAGAUUCCUUUGUCCCAGGCGGGCGAUGCAUUGAGUAAUUUGUGGGCUGUUUGCUGUAGUGGAGAGCUUGGGCGUCGAUCGCACUCUACCACCCCGCUCCUCUUACCUCCAACCCCUCCCUCAUUUACGCUCGACUUUGCCCAGGUCCUUCAAGCCACUGCUGCUAGUCCUGCUCGGGCAGCACGAAUACGGCCGGGACGUUCAGCGCAAGAAGCUGGCAUCAGUAGAAUGAGGAGUGAACGUAUCAUAGAGGAGGAAGAUGGCUGGGAUGUGGUGGAGCUUGGUGGAGAAGAGGGAUUUGGAUAGAUGCACGAGCUGGGAGAGAUGGUCAGUGAUUAGAUGGUGACUUGAUGUUUGGGACAGUUCGAAUUAUGACUCCGCAGGAGACCAUUGGAUUUGCAUUAAUUUUGGUGAGUGCAUGUGUACAUAAACAAUUGGCAUCGGCCUGUAUCUUAUCCUGCUAGCUCUGUAUCUACUUAGAAGCCUAUGAUCAUAGCGCUGGCAAGCAUAUAUCUCGUACUCAUAUAUUGCUCAUAUAUCUUGCAUCUUGGGACGCGUAUUUGGUUUCACUACUCACAGGGCCAGUUCAAAAAAAAA
This is a messenger RNA of Suillus subalutaceus, 1582 nucleotides long. RefSeq names its product UV radiation resistance protein and autophagy-related subunit 14-domain-containing protein. The coding region runs from base 62 to 1291 and encodes 409 amino acids. Gene Ontology annotation, cellular component: lytic vacuole; endosome. Gene Ontology annotation, biological process: SNARE complex assembly. The transcript has 6 exons. NCBI's taxonomy places the organism in Eukaryota, Fungi, Basidiomycota, Agaricomycetes, Boletales, Suillaceae. The record is from RefSeq and is a predicted model, not a curated record. Gene Ontology annotation, molecular function: SNARE binding.